Capsicum annuum is the source of this 1050-nucleotide messenger RNA. Its product is annotated as putative WEB family protein At1g65010, chloroplastic. The record is from RefSeq and is a predicted model, not a curated record. The coding region runs from base 1 to 1050 and encodes 349 amino acids. The transcript is spliced from 2 exons. NCBI's taxonomy places the organism in Eukaryota, Viridiplantae, Streptophyta, Magnoliopsida, Solanales, Solanaceae.
AUGUUUGUUCACGGCAGAGACCUUAGCGUUCCAGUGUUGAUUCGGACUAUUAGAAGAUUGACAAAGGACAAGGUACAAAUGGCUUCUGAAGUUUCAAGCAUGCUAUGGAAUCAAGUUGCUGAAAGGGCUUCUGCUAAGGAAGAAGCCAGCAUAUUACAGGCAGAACUAGAUUCACGGACACUAAGAUUGGAGACAGAAAAGAAUGAGUUACAAUCAGUACUGGAAAAGGAGUUGGAUAUAAGAUCCAGCGAUUGGUCUCUAAAACUUGAGAAAUACCAAAUUGAACAACAUAGACUCCGUGAAAGGGCGAGUGAGCUUGCAGAGCAGAAUGUCUCUCUACAAAGAGAAGUCUCUUCAUUUAAUGAGAAGAAAGUAGAUAAUAGAAUCAAGAUGUCAUUUUCGGAGAAACACCUUGAAGAUUUGUCUAAGAGAAUAGAGCAAGUGUCAGAGGAGAAUAAAAAUCUAAGGCAGCAGCUCACUCAGUUACAAGUGGAAUAUAGAGUAGCUCAAGACAAUAGAGAUUAUGUCCGGGAAAACUACAAGGAAAAGGUUAAAGAGCUUAAAUCGGAGACUUUGCUGACAACUAUGCUAAGGGAGAAGCUCUAUUCCGAGGAGAUGGACAUAAAGCAACUUCAGGCUGAUCUAGCCGCAAUAGUUAGAGGUAACGACAUCCUCAAAUGUGAAGUGCAAAAUGCGCUGGACUCUCUUUCUUAUGCCACACCCAAGUUGAAAUAUAUCGAGCUUCAGGUGCUAAAAAAGGACGAAAAUAUCAACCAGCUCACAAAUGAUUUGCAAGAAUGCAUGAAGGAACUUGGCGUUGUGAAGGCGAUACCACCAAAAGUGUUUCAGGAGAAGGAUUUCAUGUGGGAGGAAAUUAAGAGCUACAGUGAGAUGAACAUGCUAUUUAAUUAUGAGAUCAACAUGUUGAAAAGGAAGGUAGAUGCCCUCGACAAAGACUUUCUUAUGAGAGAGGGUCAAAUCACAAUCUUGAGAGACUCGAUAGGCAAACCUUUCGACCUUCUUGCAAGUCCUGAUUCUCUGUUGGAGUGA